Molecule: messenger RNA, 1165 nt
Organism: Lutzomyia longipalpis
Lineage: Eukaryota; Metazoa; Arthropoda; Insecta; Diptera; Psychodidae
Product: trypsin-like
Exons: 3
Coding region: 92-1114 (340 amino acids)
Biological process (GO): proteolysis
Molecular function (GO): serine-type endopeptidase activity
Source: RefSeq, a predicted model, not a curated record
AGUCUUCACUUUCAUUCCAUCCAAAGAGACAUCACUCGUUUCAGUUUAGUUUUCAUCACAACGGUGUUGGAUUAAUUAUAGUUUUGUAAAUAUGAAAUUUGGAAUAGUUUCCAUUCUUUUAGUUUUACUCUUCACAAAUGGCGUCCUCAAUCAAGAAGAAGAUGAGACAUCCGAUGAGGCAUCAACUACAGAAGCAAUUCCAGAGUAUGAAAAUGAUGAUGAGCCUGUAAUUCCAGUUUACAUUCAGCCUAGAUUCGAUGAGGAAGGAGACAUAAAAUGGUUCCCCAGGAUUAUUGGGGGGACACCCGCUGUGAUGGGAGAGUUCCCAGGAAAAGUAUCCCUUCAAACCCGGAUGGGAUCACAUUUCUGCGGAGGAACUCUCAUUGAUCUCAACCAUGUCCUUACGGCAGCUCACUGUGUCACGGAUUCCCGGUCUCAAGUCUUCAAUCCAGCCGCGUUACAAAUUAUGGCCGGGGAUGUGUCAAUCACACGAAAUUCACCAGCAGCCACACGAGAGACGCGCCUCGUGUCUCACAUUUUUGCCCAUCCAGACUAUGAUAUUGGCACAAUGGAAAAUGACAUCGCUGUGAUUCGGGUCAGCAUCCCAUUUCGCCUUCAGCAAGGUAUUGUAAUGCCCCGACCCUUGUCGAGGAGUAUCCCACCUGUAGGUACUGUGUGCGUCCUUGCGGGAUGGGGAACAACGUCAGAGGGCACAAAUACCCCUUCGCCCAGCCUCCAACGUGUGGAUUUGGAUAUCAUCGACACAGAUAGGUGCAAUCAGUCCUACCGGGGACUGUUGCAUGGUAACAUGUUUUGCGCUGGGCAUAUGGCUGGUGGACGGGAUUCCUGUCAGGGUGAUUCAGGCGGAGGAUUGAUGUGUGAUAGACUUGUAACUGGAAUCGUUUCCUUUGGCUACGGCUGCGGAAGGCGUCAUUUCCCUGGGGUCUACAUCGACGUUAGUCAGUAUCUGGAGUGGAUCCAGCAGAAUCAAGGAUUCGAUGGAACCCAUGACGACAUCCCAACACCUCGCCCGUCAAGUGCUUCAUUUGUGAGACUGUCUCCAAUUCUUUUGCUGUGUGUAGCAAUUUUUGUGGAAAUUUGUAAUAUGAUUUAGGCUCUUCAGAGAAAGGGUUCGAUAGACUUUAAUAAAUGUUUUUAACAAAUA